AUGAAAAGUCGAACUUUCAGCGAGGCGAGGGUUUACACUACGGCCAAUGUAAAACGCGGAUCAUCCUACUGGGAUUACGAAAAUACUGUUAUAGAUUGGGUUUCCAACAAUGGUGCUUAUGAAAUAGAAAAAAAGGUAGGACGUGGAAAGUAUUCCGAGGUAUUUCAAGGCGUACAGUUGUCCACGAAAUCGAAAAUUGUGAUUAAAAUGCUAAAACCUGUUAAGAAAAAGAAGAUAAAGCGCGAGAUCAGUAUCCUAACCAACCUCUCUAACCAAUCAAAUCCUUCAACCGCUCAACCUUUUGAUCGUGAUGCAUACUAUGAGAGCAAGAAAGAAGAAGUUCAGGAGUUCAUCAAGAAAGAAGUUUAUAGUCUGCCUCACAAUGGACAUGAAAAUAUAAUUCAACUAUUGGACGUCGUGCGUGACCAAGUCUCUAGAACUCCGGCCUUGGUCUUCGAGCAUGUGGAAAAUGUGGAUUUCCGCAAUCUCUACCCCACAUUUGGCGACUUUGAUAUCCGAUUUUAUAUGUUUGAACUUCUAAAGGCAUUGGACUUUUGUCACUCCAUGGGUAUAAUGCACAGGGAUGUUAAGCCCCAUAAUGUGAUGAUCGACCACUCCAGACAUAAACUUAGACUUAUAGAUUGGGGACUUGCAGAGUUUUACCACCCAAAUAUGGAGUACAACGUCCGCGUGGCUUCUCGUUUUUUCAAAGGACCUGAGCUUUUGGUUGACUACAGGAUGUACGACUACUCUUUAGACUUGUGGUCUUUCGGGACUAUGCUCGCGUCCAUGAUUUUCCAGAAAGAGCCUUUUUUCCAUGGGACCAGCAAUACAGAUCAGUUGGUCAAGAUAGUACGCGUACUGGGCAGUGACGAAUUUGAAAGUUAUUUGCAAAGAUACCAAAUAACGCUACCAUCAGAGUUUCACGAUAUUGAUCAAUAUAUUCGCAGGCCAUGGCACAGAUUUGUCAACGAUUCUAAUAGACAUCUCUCUGGGAAUGACGACAUUAUAGACUUGGUCGACGCUUUGCUUCGCUAUGAUCAUCAAGAAAGGUUAACCGCCAGAGAAGCUAUGGAGCACCCUUGGUUUAGUCCAAUAAGAAAUGGCGAGUAUACAUACAAAUAA
This is a messenger RNA of Lachancea dasiensis, 1125 nucleotides long. NCBI's taxonomy places the organism in Eukaryota, Fungi, Ascomycota, Saccharomycetes, Saccharomycetales, Saccharomycetaceae. The record is from the annotation of a GenBank genome assembly.